Messenger RNA from Glarea lozoyensis ATCC 20868, 462 nucleotides. RefSeq names its product UBC-like protein. The transcript has 3 exons. NCBI's taxonomy places the organism in Eukaryota, Fungi, Ascomycota, Leotiomycetes, Helotiales, Helotiaceae. The record is from RefSeq and is a predicted model, not a curated record. The coding region runs from base 1 to 462 and encodes 153 amino acids.
AUGGCGAGCUCCCAGAAGAGGAUCACCAAAGAGCUGGCAGAGGUGCUGGGAAACCCACCGGAAGGCAUUGCGGUCAAUCUAGUUGACGAAGGGAACGUGCAUAACUGGAACAUUGUGAUGGAUGGACCAGAAGGCUCUCCAUAUGAGGGCGGCAAAUUCAAACUCCUCCUCGUGCUGCCUACCGAUUACCCUUUCAAACCCCCAAAGAUCAGCUUCAAGACCCGAAUCUGGCAUCCAAAUGUCACAUUUGACGAGCACGGAUCGAUGUGUAUUGGUAUCCUCAAACCAGAGGCAUGGAAGCCAUCUAGCAAAAUUAUGUCUGUUCUUACUGCAACGCAGAAUUUACUUGCAGAGCCUGUACCAGAUGAUGCCGUCGAGACGAGCGCCGCAGAGAAAUUCAAGAACGAUCGACCGUUAUUCAACAGAGAGGCUAGAGAAUAUACCAGGAAAUAUGCGAAGUGA